GUGUGAUGUUUUUGAUCGAUAAUUUCAGCUUACCCGGUAUAUGGAAAUUUUCAGUUGUCCGAUCAGGUGCCUUGAUAAUGUGGGCGUUUCGGAGAUGUCCAUGCAAGGGUUGAUGUAUCAACUUGACUUGCAGCUGAAUGAGAGGCCAAGGCUUCCAGUACUAGUUUAGCUGAUCAUUAGGAAGCAACAAACCAACAAUGUCUCUCCCAAUAAGCACCCUCGCCCCGCUCCCCACUUCUUGGGAGCCCAUUGUGUCGCCUCAUGUGGAGCUUGCCCUUGCCGUCACCUUCAUCGUUCUCUAUGGACUCCUCUUCUUAUUCAUUUACAUCCAACUCUUCUUGAUCCUGUACUACGGGCAUAAGCGCUUCAGCUAUCAGACUGUAUUUCUUUUUCUGUGCCUGUUCUGGUCGGCACUAAGGACUACCCUGUUUUCAUUUUACAUUCUCAAUGCUUCUGAGGUGAAUAUGCUUGCAUUUAUCCUCUAUUGGCUUCUGCUUGGAUUUCCUGUAUGUCUCCAGUUUACCAGUCUGUGUCUGCUUAUCUUAUAUUUUGCCCAGGUGAUAUUAAAAGUGCGAGUGCGAUUUGAUCCUGACCAGUACCGACGCUACAAGUGGCGCCUUCGACUGGCCAUCAUCAUCCUGCCCCUGCUCUUCACUGUGAUCAACCUGGUCUCAGGGAUCUUGAUCCGUGUGUUAGACGGCGAGCAUGCCAAACACGACACACUCACCACUAGAGUUAUCCUCAAUGAAGGUCUCUUCCUCCUUGCAGCAGUCUGGCUUUCCAUCUGUAUCUGGAAGAUAACACACAUGACGUCAGCCAACGUGCUCCUUGAGGCAAGGGGAACCACAGUAGGUCAAGCCUGUGUUGCAUGUGUAGUCAUCAUCCUCCUGUAUGUGACCAGAACUGUGUACAAUGUCAUAGCUGUUUCCUGGGUCCAAUGCCCCUCUUUUGGAUACGACUGGAUUAAUGUCUCAGACCAGGCGGACCUAAUUACGCUGAAAGGGAACCACUUCCUAGCAUUUGGUGUUGUUCUGUUUGUCUGGGAGUUUCUGCCUACUUUCAUCCUGGUCGUCUUCUUCCGUGUUAAAAGAUUUGCCUCAACUGUGCAAAUUGUUCCACAAGUAAAGUCUGGUAGCAAAACACCAUCUAAAGCCUACUUCUUUGACAAUCCCAAUCGCUAUAAUAGUGAUGAUGAUCUGACCAGAACGGUUAGUACUACUGAUAUGAGACAUAAUUCAAUGAAUGACAUUCCAUCGUUGAUAAACACGCCGCAGAGUUUGCCUCAGGUUGGUUAUGGUGCCCUGUUUAAAAGCAACAGUUAUUCAGGUCAACAUCAUCAUCCCCUGCCAGGCACCACACCACCUCUCCUAUUCUCUGGCAAUGCAUCAUUGUCUGGUGGCAACAGCAGUCAGAUUUAUGACUGACAUAGAUACAUAGAUGCGGGACUCAAGGAUCUGCACAGGGUGGAAUGAGUAUUUUGAAUGAUAUGUCAUGAACAUGUAUGCAGACUAAGUUAUCAGGACUAAGUAUUUUCAAUGGACUUUGGAUGAUGUGAUAUGAAAUGAAUUAUUUAUGACAAAAAUAUGCCUCAUCCUAGGCUUCACAGUACGACAGUAGUGUAAUAUAAGGAAAUCAAUUGAUGCUGUACGUGUAUGUUAGUUGAAAUGUAUGAUUUUGAACACAAAUGUUGUUUUGCUAAGGAAAUGUGUUUAUAGAUGUAAUAACAAUUUUCCUCUUCCCUUCAUAAACCAAAAUGAUCCAUUCCUAGUAUAAAUGUAUGCUCUUUAUUUUCAUGAUAAUGCUUUACUUAAAUAAUUCCAUGUUAAUUGCCGGUGAAUAUAACACUGUUGUCAUAAAAAUAUUAGGUUACUUUAAAUAGCCACCUAUAGUGCACUCUCACAAAAUCAUAUUGAUUAUUGUAGAGGUGUUGUGGUCUAGUGGAUAAGUCACUAGACUGUAGAUCACAAGGUACAGGAUUAAAAUCCCAGCUCGGCACUAACGUCCUUUGGCAAGACAUUUAUCUACAUUUGCCACUCUCAUUCCAGAUGUAAUAUGGGUACCAGAUAGGAUGCAAACGUUAAUCUAGUUUGCUCAGCAGUGUGAGUGUCUGUAAGAUGGCACCUGGCCGGAAUGCUCCCCAGGGAGUGCAGAAUGUGCAUACAUUGUGAGCGGGCAAGCCUGAAAUGAUGACCGAAGUGAUAAUAUUUCUUUAAAGCACUUAGCCAACAUUGUAAAUGUAUUAAGUGCUAUAUAAAUGCAGAUUAUGAUUAUUGUAAUUUUAAAAGCCCAAACAGACACAUUUCCAUGUCAGUUGACUGUGUGUUGACAAUUUAAUAUUUGUUAAUUACAUGUUAUACUAAUCGCUAUGUGAUUUUUGUUGAGAAAGCUGUUGCCAAAGAGUGAUUUCUGUGAAAAUGUUUAUAAUGAGACUUCAAAAGUCAUGAAAUUAUAUUGUGAAUCUAUGAGAUUGCUGCGUAAGAUAAGGGAAUGAUUGUUUUGUGCAUUAUUGCUGCUUCUUAACUGAAUGCUGUCUGUAUUGUUUGAGGUAAUGCUGCCUUUAAAGGAUAAGAAUAUAAGAUCACAAAAAAUUACUAAAAUAGAUUGGGAAAUGAGUUGGCUUAUUUAAAGUCUGAAGGGCUUCUUUUUCCAAACAGGUUGUGGGUGGGUUCAUAUCUCUCAUGAGCAGAUCAGAUGUCACAAGUCUGUCCUCUGUAUAAACGUGCCCCUCCUCUUUUCCCAAACAGUUGCUAGAAAGAGAGGUUGAACAAUGUUCCUCAGACAGGAUGUCAAACGGAAGUCCUUGGAGAGGAGAAUCAGGGCCACACUAGGUGUGUGCCUUCACUCCCAGCCAUCUGAGACUGCUAGAUGAUGAUUAUUAAUUAUGAUAGUAAUAUCAAUAAAAACACAUAUAGAUAUUAAUUUUUGUGUGCUUUUGAUGGAGUUUUUAAUCUCCAUUCAAAUUUUAUUUAUACAAUAUUUGUAAUUCAACUUAAAAAGAAGUAUGCCAUGUUAUGAGGAGAAUAAGAAAAUCUGUUAGAUAUAAUCUAGUAUUGUGUGAUUUAUUUUAUUUAUUAAAAAAAUAUCUGUAAGAGUAACAUACCGAGAGGGUUGAUCUUUGGAAGUACAUGUAGACAUGAAUUUUGAUGGGAAUAUUAUCUCUGUGUUUGUGCCUUGUUGGUAAUGGAAAAUGUUAUAUUUUUCAAGAGUAACUAUCUUAAUGUAUCAUAACAUAUCAUAAAUAAGUGGUAUUGAAAAAGCAGUCACUCAAAAGUAUGGUAUAAGUCGACUAUAAGUUAGAUUUGUUUACACAGAUAUCAAUGUUGUCUCGUUUGAGUUUAGAGGCUCAAUUGUUUCUCUCUUUAAAUAUUCCUGUAUUGAUUCAAAAGGAGCCUUUUGAGGUACCACCAAAAUUGUGAUGAGAAAAAUCAGCAUUAUACUACUACUAUGUGUACAUAUAAAUGUUUGUUCUAUAGCAUAGUAAUGGGUUAUGUUCAUCCAUGUACAUAUAUAGGUUUUUACUGCAAAGUACUUUGAAAGUUAAUAAUCAGAGAGAUGCUUUUAAAGGUAAUACAAAGUUUUGGUUGAGGGUAAUGAAUUUGGUUCAAAUGAACAUAUUGGAAGCAUAUGUGAUCCUACAAUAUUCAGUGGUCA
This is a messenger RNA of Strongylocentrotus purpuratus (purple sea urchin), 3651 nucleotides long. RefSeq names its product integral membrane protein GPR137B. The record is from RefSeq and is a predicted model, not a curated record. NCBI's taxonomy places the organism in Eukaryota, Metazoa, Echinodermata, Echinoidea, Camarodonta, Strongylocentrotidae. Gene Ontology annotation, biological process: positive regulation of TORC1 signaling. Bases 198 to 1424 code for a protein of 408 amino acids. Gene Ontology annotation, cellular component: lysosomal membrane. The transcript has 7 exons.